Messenger RNA from Pseudocercospora fijiensis CIRAD86, 2450 nucleotides. RefSeq lists its product as uncharacterized. Gene Ontology annotation, molecular function: transcription cis-regulatory region binding; DNA-binding transcription factor activity, RNA polymerase II-specific. The record is from RefSeq and is a predicted model, not a curated record. Bases 310 to 2373 code for a protein of 687 amino acids. Gene Ontology annotation, cellular component: nucleus. NCBI's taxonomy places the organism in Eukaryota, Fungi, Ascomycota, Dothideomycetes, Mycosphaerellales, Mycosphaerellaceae. Gene Ontology annotation, biological process: regulation of DNA-templated transcription. The transcript has a single exon.
GGCAAUGCGGCGACCGGCGAAGACCCUAAGCGACCGCGAGCCUGCGAAGCAUGCCGCGGGUUGAAAGUCCGCUGCGACCAAGACCCAGCCCAUCCAGAACUACCAUGCCGACGAUGCGCAAAGGCAGGCCGACAGUGCAUCAUCACUGCUCCCAGUAGGAAGCGGCAGAAGAAAGCAGAUAGCAGGGUGGCUGAGCUCGAGAAGAAGCUCGAUGCUUUGACGGCAGUCUUACAGCAGCAACAGCAAGCUGGUCAGAGCCAACAGCCUCAGUAUGGACCGCCUUACGCGAAUGCUGCGCCAACUGCACAAAUGGCACAGCAAUAUGCGCAGCAAUAUGGGCCGCCGGGUGGCUCCGCUCCAAGUCCGAUGCAACCCUCGGCCGCUUCUAUGCAGCCGCCUCAGAAGCGUAGACGUACGGAGGAGGAUACGCAACAGACCCCAUCUCUGGAUGGAUAUCGCGAGCAGAAUACUGCUGACAGCUCGCGAUAUCAAGGCAAAGCAGAUGCGAACAAGCUCCCGCAAACUCAAGAUUCCUGGGGCCCAAAUGCUGACAUGAUGCGCUACCUCACACACAGGUCGCCGGAAGAAUUCAUGAAUCGGAUCAAUUCUCUCGUCAACCCGGACGUAGGAGUGUCCAUCUUCAACCGCUACGUUACCAAGAUGUCGCCACAUAUGCCGGCGGUUGUCUUCCCACCGGGCACAACAGCCGAGCAGGUGUGGAAAGAGAAGCCCAUUCUCUAUGUGUGCAUCCUCUCGGCUGGUUCUUCAGGCAUAUUGCACCCAGAUACAUGCAAGCAGCUGUCACGCGAGACUAUACGAGCUUUGGCAGAUUGUGUCGUCUGCAACGGCGCGAAAUCUCUGGAACUUAUCCAAGCGAUGCAAGUCGUUGCGUUAUGGUAUAAGCCACCAGAGAAGGCGGAGCAAACGAACUUCUACCAAAUCAUCCAUAUGGCAGCAGUCAUGGCCAUCGAUAUAGGCCUGGGCAAGCGAUUCAAUGCAUCCAAAGCCAGGCGAGGUUUUGGCGGCCCUCAUUCUGAUUACGCUCCUGGUCCACACCUUAUGCUCCCGAUCAACUCGGACACGAUCGAAGCACGCCGCGCUUGGCUCGGCUGUUACUACCUCUGCGCAAGCGCUUCAAUGGUGCUCCGCCGGCCCAAUCUCGUGCACUGGACCAAAUACAUGCAAGAAUGUGUUGACAUUCUGGAAACCAGCUCGGAAGCCAUGCCGUCUGACAAGCUCUUCUGCCAGCACAUCAAGAUCCAGCACAUAUGCGAAGAAGUUAGUGUGCAGUUCUUGAUGGACGAUAGCACAGCCAGUAUCAGCAUAACCGAUCCGAAGGUCACAUACACCCUCAACGUGCUCGAGAACGACCUCAAGAAGUGGAGCGAGAACAUCCCGACAGAGCUCAAGUCGCACUCGGGCUUGAGAUUUUUCGAGCAUGUUGCAAGCUUGUAUUUGCACGAGAUCGCCCUGCAUUUCAACCACAAUAUCGACGACUUCCGCCUACCGUUUACUGAGGAGUCGCUCAAGUCUGUCAACAACAGCACCGAGAAGCUCACGCAAAACCAAAUUGCAGCACUCGAGGCCUGCCGAAACGCUGCUCACGGAUUGCUGAACCAUAUGCUCAGCUUCGACGUCGAUACAGUCAAGGUGCUACCAAUGCUGAUAUUCUUCGUCCGCUGCACGUAUGCGAUUGUCAUCUUGAUCAAGAUGCAUGUUGCUAUCACGACACCAGGCAGCGAGAUCUCGAAGAUGAUGACUACCGACGAUAUCAACGCCGAUUACUAUCUCGAUGGACUUCUGAAUAUGUUCAGUCACGUGGCCGGCGAGGAAGAAUUUCGACCCCACCCGAAGAUCUUGCGCAUCCUGUCUGUGCUCAAAGACUGGUUCAAGAGACACAAAGAGAAUGUAGCUGCUCAGUCACGGGGCGAGCAGCUACCACAUCCGCCGACCUCAAACCAACAGGAGGCUCAGAAUGGCGUCAAUAGCGGGCAGUAUAGUCAGACCCCACUUCACAUGCUGUCACAGGUCGCCACUGCCAAUCAGCCCCCUCAGCAGCAAGGACAGAAUUCAGCACAAGGAGAGUGGACCUUCAAUACGCCGUUCCCCGUCGAGUAUGGGCGCACUCCCCACCCAGAUCAUCCUGACAGCCGCUUUCCGAUUAACGCACAGCAGCAGCAAUCCAGCACGUACCCCCCGACGCCGGAUCCCGGUGCUGAUGGAUUUGAUCCAGCGACGAAUCCCUGGCUCUGGGGUUCCAACUUCCAACAAGCCAUGAAUCUCAAUCUGGCAGCAAUGGAGGGUAUCAGUGGUGGUGGUAUGGAUGGCUUGUUCCUGGGAGAUGGAUUUGGCUUCAAUGUAGAAUUUCAAUAGGCUUAGGAACGGUCCAAGAUAUUAUCACAUCGCGGACUACACAUAAAAGCUAAUAGACGUGCAUUUCACGGUCUCUC